This is a messenger RNA of Haplochromis burtoni (Burton's mouthbrooder), 1365 nucleotides long. RefSeq names its product TATA box binding protein like 2 (gene tbpl2). NCBI's taxonomy places the organism in Eukaryota, Metazoa, Chordata, Actinopteri, Cichliformes, Cichlidae. The record is from RefSeq and is a predicted model, not a curated record. Gene Ontology annotation, molecular function: DNA binding; RNA polymerase II general transcription initiation factor activity. The transcript has 7 exons. Gene Ontology annotation, biological process: DNA-templated transcription initiation. The coding region runs from base 58 to 1050 and encodes 330 amino acids.
UCAGGUCUGGAUCAGGCUGUCGAUGGUUACCUGGAUCAGGUCAAAUGCUGUGGCGUCAUGGAUGAGUCGGCUUUGGAGCGUUACUUUGAAGACUCCAUUGCAAACGACUCUGGCUUUAUGCUGGGGGAGGGGCUUGGUCUGCAAAGCCCUGCCCUCAUUUCACAUGACCCCUCCCAAUUGGCACAGGACCCCGCCUACCCAUCAGAGAAGUCUGGAGUGAGCGGUGAGGCCGGUGACGAGCUUGACCUCAGUUUCCUUCCCGAUGAGCUUAGCACACAGGAGGAACCGAGCCAUGACGUAUCAGGAGAGCAAGGCGGGUCUGCAGCUCUGGACGUGUCUCAGGACAGCGGUGUUGGUGUGGACCACAACUCCCAGGAAUCCACAACCACCGAGGGCACACAGGAGGCGUCCACAUCAGGAGCGGGGACCAGGGCCUCCCCCUUCUAUCCCAUGACCCCCAUGACCCCUAUGACCCCCGUGACCCCUGUGACAGAGAGGUCAGGAAUCAUCCCGCAGUUACAGAACAUCGUCUCCACGGUGAAUCUGGGCUGUCCGCUGGAUCUGAAGUUCAUCGCCCUGCAGGCCCGAAACGCCGAGUACAACCCAAAGCGCUUUGCUGCGGUCAUCAUGAGGAUCCGCGAGCCACGAACAACAGCUCUGAUCUUCAGCUCUGGGAAGAUGGUGUGCACAGGAGCCAAGAGUGAGGAGCAGUCGCGCCUGGCGGCCCGGAAAUACGCCCGGGUGGUGCAGAAACUCGGUUUCCCCGCCCGCUUCCUGGAGUUCAAGAUUCAGAACAUGGUGGCCAGCUGUGACGUGUGCUUCCCUAUCAGACUGGAAGGACUGGUUCUGACCCACCAGCAGUUCAGCAGGAGCCAAAGAGCGAGCCGAGAUCUACGAAGCGUUCGAGAACAUUUAUCCAAUCCUGAAGGGCUUCAGGAAGCAGUGAGAGCGGCACUUCCUGUUCAUGUGUACAUAUCUGAUUCGAUAUUUGGGCUAAAUAUGUUUUACUUUGAGUCGCUCUGCAGAGUUAUGGGAUGGGAUAUGUUUUAGUCUGUGCUCAAGAGUUCACCAUCCUGAGAAUCUGUUUUCUAAGAGUCAUGUAACUUCAGUGUUUUCAUACACACAUUUCCACUGAGUGAAUAAAUGUGGAGACAUCAGCUGUUGAAAAUAAUCAAGGUUUCUGUGUACGUUGUACGGCCCUUAAAACCAUCUUUACUGAGCGGUUGAAGCUGGAGCGCAGGAACAGUUUGGAAGAAGGUGUCACUCAAAACCCCAAAUUUAAUACUGAGCUUUUCACACCUGAGCUUCUGUAAUUGUGGGAAACACACCAGAUACAAAAAGACAGUCUCAUCUGGAUUACGUUAU